GAAGAGCGAAGCGUGCUGAGGGAGAUAUAGAAAAGAAUGAAAACGGAAAUGAAAAGGGCAACAGAGGGGGAGGAAUCAGUGAGAAGUGAUAUAUGAGUGUGUGUGAGAAGAGAAGAAAGGCGUCCUGCUCCUUGGAAGGCAUGAUGAUGAAUGUGGCGCGGAUCCAUGACAAACACAAGCUGAAGUCCUUCUGGGAGCAGAGGAUCAUGCAACACAGCCAGCAGAUGGACGAGGAGGACAGCCGAAAGAAGACCAGCGCUCUGACAAGGCUGAGGGAGCAGUGGUUGGUCAUGUUGGAUCAGAGGAACGAGCACCAACAGAGCUUCUUUGAGGAAAGAAUAAGACGAUCUCAGAAGGCUCAGCAGCUCCUCGCAGAGGUCGAUUCACCUUUGCCAUGAUUCUGAGAUCCAACAGAGGAAGAAACACAAAAGGGAAGCACUGCAGGGAUGUGAGGAGGAUUUAAUGCCUAAGUCCUCUUCAUGGAGAAGCUUUGUAUGUCAUACUCCCUUUUAACUUGUCUCAGGCCAUUGCAUGGAUAAAACUGGAUUGUUCCGGUUGUCUUGAAAGACAUUUGGCCUCUCAGCCGAGCAGUCUUCAUCACUUCAUGCACAAAGACCAGAUAGGACAGCCCAUGAACUGAUGACGACUGCGGAGAUGGGUGGCCAAAUGUCUUCGGAGACAACCCGAACAGUCCGUUUGCCAUUCAUUCAGUGCCCUCCGGGUAGAACAACCUGGAUGAAUGAAAAUAUUCACAGACAUGUCCCGUUAGCUAAUAGCUACACUUGCUUAGUCAUUACUAGACGGGUUACCUUUGAACAAAGUAUCUGUACUGAUGAA
Doryrhamphus excisus (bluestripe pipefish) is the source of this 837-nucleotide messenger RNA. RefSeq lists its product as uncharacterized. The record is from RefSeq and is a predicted model, not a curated record. Lineage: Eukaryota; Metazoa; Chordata; Actinopteri; Syngnathiformes; Syngnathidae.